Syngnathus typhle (broad-nosed pipefish) is the source of this 3712-nucleotide messenger RNA. It is a transcript of the gene msto1, whose product is annotated as misato mitochondrial distribution and morphology regulator 1. Lineage: Eukaryota; Metazoa; Chordata; Actinopteri; Syngnathiformes; Syngnathidae. The record is from RefSeq and is a predicted model, not a curated record. The coding region runs from base 109 to 1857 and encodes 582 amino acids. The transcript has 14 exons. Gene Ontology annotation, cellular component: cytoplasm. Gene Ontology annotation, biological process: mitochondrion distribution.
CGUUAGGGCUGAGUAGGUUGUCGCCUUUUUGCGUCGUCAUUUCCAACUAUGUUUCUCAUUUAUAAAAUGAAACGUUUUCUCAUAAAAUAGUUGUCACAAUCUUUAACAAUGAGUAACAUAUGUAGGGAGGUCAUCACGCUUCAGCUGGGCCAUUAUUCCAACUUCGUGGGCACUCAUUGGUGGAAUAUACAGGAUGCAUCCCUGUCAUAUGACCCAGAGAUGCCACCUGGAGACUUCCAGAGUGAUGUCAUGUUUCGUGAAGGUCAAACUCUUGGUGGCAGCAUCACCUACACUCCGCGCCUCAUUUCCAUGGACCUCAAAGGAAGUCUACAAACUCUACGGCAGGAGGGAAGUCUGUAUGAUACUAGCAAAGAAACAUCUGCUCUUUCCUGGGAUGGAAGCCUAAUGGUUCAUAAAGAAAGCCCCCCUGCAAAAAAUGCCUUUCUUGAAGAUCUGGACAAGUUGGAUUGUGGGGACAUACUGACACUUCCAGGUUUUUCAACCAGCUCCCGAUCUUCAUGUUCUCUAAGUGUGGAUACUGUCAAUAGUCAGCUUGCUCGAGUCCAGAAGAAAUACAGCUUGGAAGGUAGCGUCAAGGUCUGGUCAGACUUCCUACGCAUCCACUUGCACCCUCGGACCAUCUCUGUUAUCCAUCAGUACAACCAUGAUGGAGAGGCUGAUCGUCUGGAGGCUUUCGGCCAGGGGGAAGCACUGCUGCAGGGAGCAGUGCUGGAAGAUCUGGAUGACAAAUUGCAUUUUUUUGUUGAGGAGUGUGACUACUUCCAGGGUUUCCAGGUGCUCUGUGACAUGACAGAUGGCUUUGCAGGUCUUGGCUCAAAGGUCACAGAAAUGCUCCAGGACGCGUACGGUGCUCGAGGCAUCCUAACUUUUGGAACGGCUCCCAUCAGUCACCCAAAUUCACAGACUCCAAUGAAGGACCUCUACCAUCUGUUGAAUUGUGCGUUGGGGAUGGUCCACAUGGCCAGUCACAGUUCCUUCUUCUGUCCGCUGACCCUGCGAGGAGGACUGGGUCUACGCCCGGCGUCUCCCAUAAGCUUCCCUUACCUAAACUAUGACCCGUCACUUUGGUACCACUCCAGCUCUGUCCUGUCUCUCGCUUUGGAUGCGCUCACUGUGCCGUACAGACUGAGGAGCAACUCCGUCCCCAUGUGGCAGCUGGCAGACUCGCUCUCGACGUCGGGGAGAAAGGUGGUGGCAGCUUACGGCGCCGUCCCGUUUCCAAUGAUGCACGGGAGCUCUCUCCCUGAUGCCCUGAGUGCUUGUGAAUCGUUGCCAUGGAAACCGCUGUCAACGUGCGCCGAAGCAGGUGACGGUCGAUGCUAUGGCCAGUGGGUGACACUCAAAGGCUUGGAAGGCCAAAGACUAACCAGUUCUGUUGCUCCAGGGAUGGAACCGCCAUCUCCUCUUCACAGCCUCCACAACGGGGAAGAUGUUCUAGCAUCUUACAUCACAUCUUUCUAUCCUACAGCUCCUUUAGCUCUGCAGUUGGUAUCCAGGCCUAGCAAAUUGACCCCACCUUUCCCUCGGAUAUUCAGUCAGGCCCUGACCGAACAAGGUCUACAGCAGGACCUGCUUCCAACUAGUUCUCAAGUCUCCUCUGUCCCGGUCAUCACGUCCCUCCAGUCGGGGCCAGCGUUGGACCCGUGGCUCUCAGAAUUGCAUCGCAGCAUCAGCGCUUUCGACAUCCGUCGCGUGGCCCCCAGCUUUCUUUCCCAGGGUCUCGAAAUGGCCGACUACAGCGAGGCACUAGAGGAGUUGCGCUUAUUGGCUCGAAAAUAUCGGGACGAUAGCAGUGGAACAACGCGGUCGUCUUCUGAUGAGGAGGACGACGACUGAUGGGGAUUGGACAUGAGGAUGGAUGGACUUUUUGUUUACAUCAUGCUUACACUCCCUUUUAAAAAGGUACCAAGCAUUUUCUAGUACAAACAGUAAAGGAAACUAAGAAAUCAUGAAUGAAAACAAUGGAGAGGCCUUUUUUUUUAUUUGAAAUAAUGUUGAAGAGCUUUCACAAAAGGUGAAAUGUGUAUUCCAAUCGAGCACAGCAGUACAUAUUUAGCAUCGACAUUUAGGACAAAAACAUAUACCACCAAAUUAACUUAAAAAAAAACUUGAGUCUCACAGACUGGAAUUUAAAAAGCCUCCACUUUUGGGUCUACGGGAAAGGAGAAAAAUGUUAAAGCAAAUGAAAUGGGAGAUGUGCAUAAGACAUCAAGAGCAAGUAUCUUGGUUGAACAACUACCUAUCAAAAACGUCAAGUAACUCAUGUUGAGCGUAAUGCAAAAGUGGGAGGGGACACACGAGGAGGGGGUGACAGACAGUCCAAAAAAACUACGAGCGGGAACGAGAGCGGGACUGGGAACGGGAUUUGGAGCGGGAUUUGGAACGUGAGACCGAACGGGAAGCGGAGCGGGAGCGCUCUUUGACGGGGCUAGGCGAGCGGGACUUGGAUUUAGAUUUGGACCUGGCUCUGGAUUUCGAAUCGGCGGGGGAGCAGGAGCGAGAACGCCGCUCCUGUUCGCCUGCCUCGUCUUCGCUCUUGGGAGGGUCACGACCCUUUGAUGCAGACUUCCUGGAGACUGAACGGGAGCGAGAUCUAGAUCGGGAUCUGGACUCGUCGUCGUUGCUCUUCUUUGCCUCUUUCUUGCUCUUCUUGCUUCUGGGGCUGCGGCUCCUACUCUGCUCUUUGUCCUUUCGGUCCCCGUUGCUGCGCUCGUCUUCCUUCUUGCUCUUUCCUUUAGUCUUCUUGCUGGUGGAGUGACUGCGGGAACGGGAAGCAGGCCUGCAGAAAAAAAAGGUCAUUAGACACUAAAUAAGAAAUCUGCAAAGCGUGCCUGUAUUUAUUUAAAUCCUAUUCCUCCCUUUAAGCAGUACACCGAACGAAACUACGGCACAGUUUGACGUCUCACCUGGAGCGGGAGCGGCUGCGACUGCUGCUUUCACUGCGGCUUCGGCUCUUGCGGGACCUGCGGCUCCUGGAGCGGGACCUGAAUUUACAGCAGUGAACCAUUUUGUGAAACAAACACUAAAAUACCAAAUAACACCAUCAUUUUCCCGUGUUGUGCUUCGUACCUAGAACGGCUUCUGCUGCGCGAAUAGGAACGGCGGCGCUUCGCUCCGGGGCGGUCUUCAAUGAGACGGAUCUUUCUGCCGUUGACCUCGGUGCCAUCCAACUUCUCCAGAGCCCGCUUCAUGUCAGCGUAGAGCCUGAACUCGAUCACCCCUUCGUUCUUUCGACCCUUGUGCGUAUCGGCGUAAGUCACCUCCCCUGCUUGCCUCAUGUAAUCCUUCGGGAUAAAAAUAGCCAUUUUUAAUUGCAGUGACAAUAUCUGUGUCCAGUACUACUUUCAAAUAAUAAAACGUACCUUUAAGUCCUGCCAGCUGCAUCGGCUGGACAGAUUCUCAACAAUGAGUCGAUAGUCCGUCCUAAUAGGUGGACCAUAGCGGUCUCUCCCCCAACGUCCUCCGUAACCACCUUGCAAGGUAACAAGGAUAGAGCAACAAAAUGAGGACCGCAUAGCAAUAGAGAUGCGCUUAUUAUUUUGAACUCGACACUAUUCUACAAAUACUUAAAGCCACUCUGACAGAAAUAAAAAAGACUGGGAAAUUUUAAGUUCAUAAAAUAACUUAAAAUAAUAAAAAAAAAAAGAAUAAAAUCUAUAUACAUGUACGAAAAUUGUCAAGUUUAGCUAAU